Gossypium arboreum is the source of this 399-nucleotide messenger RNA. RefSeq lists its product as uncharacterized. The transcript is spliced from 2 exons. NCBI's taxonomy places the organism in Eukaryota, Viridiplantae, Streptophyta, Magnoliopsida, Malvales, Malvaceae. The record is from RefSeq and is a predicted model, not a curated record. The coding region runs from base 1 to 399 and encodes 132 amino acids.
AUGGCACCUUAUGAAGCUCUGUAUAGUCAUAAGUUUCGCACUUUCUUGUGUUGGACUGAGUUGGGUAAACGACGAGUUCUGGGUCCCGAGUUAGUCUCCAAGACUGAGGAGAAGUUGGAGCUACCUUCAGAGUUAGACCGUAUUCACGAUAUGUUCCACGUCUCGAUGUUGAGGUGCUACCACUCGAACCCUACGCACAUUGGUUCUGUUGAAGAUAUUGAUGUUAGGCCAGACUUGACCUUUGAGGAGGAGUCGAUUCAGAUUCUGGAUUGUGACAAAAAGGUUCUAAGAAGGAAAUCUAUUCAACUUGUUAAGGUUCUAUGGCAUAACCAUAGCAUUGAUGAGGCUAUGUGGGAGCCUGAGGAUGCGAUACGUCAGCAAUUUCCUCAUCUAUUCUGA